Messenger RNA from Anopheles maculipalpis, 1653 nucleotides. RefSeq lists its product as uncharacterized. The record is from RefSeq and is a predicted model, not a curated record. Lineage: Eukaryota; Metazoa; Arthropoda; Insecta; Diptera; Culicidae. The coding region runs from base 1 to 1653 and encodes 550 amino acids. Gene Ontology annotation, molecular function: zinc ion transmembrane transporter activity. Gene Ontology annotation, cellular component: plasma membrane. The transcript is spliced from 6 exons. Gene Ontology annotation, biological process: response to zinc ion; zinc ion transmembrane transport.
AUGUCGGCUACAUACAUCGAAGUGAGCAUACACUCGGAACCGGAAGAUGAUGAUCACGAUAUGACAGAUCUCGAGUUGCAGCAGAGCAGCAGCAGCAGCCGACAGCACUUGCUCCAGAGCAUCACCAACCUUUCCAAUCCUGCCUGUCUGUUCGCACCUGCAACGAAAUCGUCCACCGAAUCUUAUGGCAAGGCGGAGAAGCGAAAGCUUAUGUGGGCCACACUGUUUACGGUGGCGUUCAUGACGGCCGAAUUUGUUGGCGGCUAUCUGUCAGGCAGUCUGGCGAUUAUGACGGAUGCCGCUCAUCUGCUUUCGGAUUGCAUUAGCUUUGUGAUAGCGAUCAUCUCGAUCUGGAUCUCGAACCGACCGGCAGACGCACGGAUGUCCUUCGGGUAUCGACGAGUGGAGGUUCUCGGUGCCCUGCUGUCGAUCUUUGGUAUCUGGGCACUAACUGCUGUACUGGUGGUGAUGUCCGCUAAUCGAUUGAUCGAAGGUGACUACGAGAUUGAUGCAGACACGAUGAUCAUUGUGGCGAUACUGGGCGUCGUAAUGAAUAUUGCCACGGCGUUUAUUCUACACGGAUCCUGCAGCGUCGUUGCACAUGGACACAGCCAUGGCGGGCAUGGCCAUAGCCACGGUCACGGUCACUCACAUGCCCAUUCACACGGUCACAGCCAUACUUCCCGGCCGCGUUCGAAAACUCCUCAACUGCUAGCACCACGGCUCUCACUAUCCCGGUCCUGUUCACCCAUUCCGAGACGGAUGCUUCGUGCCCAGUCCUGUGAUGAGAAAAAGUGUGAUAAACUUGAGCAACUGAUCAUUCCCAACUUCCCACCCAGCCCGCAGACGGCUAGUCCACUUUCUUCGCGCCAAAACAGUCGCCACAACUCGUUUGCCCUGACGGGUGAUCAUACCCAGCGACCGAACCUGGACACGAUACUCAACAAUGCACGAUUGAAGCUGCACAAGGAAAGCUUGCGCCAUCGGAUGAGCAUCGAUGCGGGACUAAACUCACCGGAUUUGAUAAGCUCGAGUAAGCUGGCUUACUCGCGCAUAAGCACCGAUCCGGAAUCGUCCACCCGGGGUCAUAGCGAGGACGAAGGACACAGUGAACGGGGGGAACAUUCUUCGUCGGAGCAUUAUUCUCAUCACCACCAUCAUCAUCAUCAUCAUCAGGAGUGUUCGGAGACGGUCGAACAGGAUGAUAGCAGUAAUCUUAACGUUCGCGCCGCCAUUAUUCAUGUGAUCGGUGACUUCAUACAAAGCAUCGGUGUGCUGGUAGCUGCAAUAAUUAUCAAAUUUGCGCCCCACUUAAAGGUGUUUGAUCCGAUCUGUACGUUUGUGUUCUCCUUGAUCGUGCUGGUAACGACGGUACGGAUCUUCCGUGACUCGAUGCGCAUCCUUGUGGACGCCGUACCCGUGGAUAUCUCGCUGGAACGACUCUCCUCCGAGCUGUCGUACAUUGAGGGCGUAAAAACGGUGCACGAUCUUCACGUGUGGAGCGUUUCGACCGGGUGGAACGUAAUGACAGUGCAUCUUAUGAUCGAUCCGUUAGCGAACGCUUCGGAAAUUCUUGCCACGGCAGAUCGCAUCGCAAGCCACGAUUUCCACAUCAAGCACUGUACGGUCCAGAUCGAGAAGAUGCACUUCUGA